CAUCGGGAGAGUGUGGGCUUGUCUAAUUAAAUAUGUAUAUGAUGUUGCGGGUUGUGCUCUCGGUGUUGUUGUGGAUUGUGUUAGUUGUGUUGUCCGUUGUUAUGUUAAUAUUUGGCUUUGUUAUUAUGAUGUUGCUGGUCAUGUUUUGGGUUGGUUUUAUGAUGGUGCGGGUUGGUGUUAUGAUAUUGUGGUUAGUUCUUAUGAUCGAUAAUGAUGAAUACAGGAAGUUGCAAGAAAAGAUAGAAAACUGCCAUUCCUUUGUUAAUACAAUAAUUACCUUUCAUCAUAUAAUGCAACGGGUUGUUCUUAUGAUAUUGUCGAGCAUGUCGCGGAUGUUGCGGAAUCAGCUGAAGAAGAAAAUGGCGAGAGUGAGGGAUAAUCUCACGAAGUUACAAGAAAGGCUAGAAAUGGCCUACCGCAAGUUGGAGUAUGCUGAUGAGGAGAUGAUGAUUGUCCCUCAUGGCACCACCAACACCUUGUUUCAUAAUUUGAGAGCUGUUUCUAAUGACUUGCAAGACAUCAGUGAUGAAUUAUCUAAGCUUGAGGAUAAAUUGGCGACAAUGGAUUACGAGGAACACUGGCUUUCUCUUUUCAUUAAUGUAUACCAGCACCUGAUCUAUUUUCCCCCACAAAUUAAGAGUCAAAAUAAAACUCUUAAAAUUAUUGGCUCUAGAUUGGAAGAGAUUUUCAAAUAA
Dioscorea cayenensis subsp. rotundata (Guinea yam) is the source of this 695-nucleotide messenger RNA. RefSeq lists its product as uncharacterized. The transcript has 2 exons. Bases 33 to 695 code for a protein of 220 amino acids. Lineage: Eukaryota; Viridiplantae; Streptophyta; Magnoliopsida; Dioscoreales; Dioscoreaceae. The record is from RefSeq and is a predicted model, not a curated record.